UGAUUUCUGUAGAUUUGUGUGGCAUGGCCCCGGCAGGAACGGUUGCUCCCAGCCCAGAAACAACAUUCGUUGGCUGGCCGGCGCUUAUCGCAUAGCUCUCUGGGAUCUGGAAAAACAAGGCCCGUGGCGGGUGAAGAAGUGCCAUGGGUGGUUCUCAUGGAACAGAUCUCAAAGGCCAAUGGCACCAGAAGGAGCAACUAUGUGGCCAAAGUGUUACCAGACUGGAAGUACAAUGCUACUGCUCGUGAUCCCGAGGACAUGUCGGAGGAUUCAGAGGAACUGCCACGGCCGAAGGGUAAAGCGGAUGCCAAAGAGAAGGCUGCGAAAAGACUGCCCAGGCGCUUAGCCCCAAGUUUGGAAGGCUGUCGUUGGACCACCUGGUCGCAUGUGAGCCGGCCUUUCACCCCAAACAAUGAAGUUGGGACCCUGAUGCCCUUGCAGUUCAACCUAUGGGAGGAGAAGCGCAUCUUCUCCCCCAACCGAUCGUGGCCCACGCGGCCGAAGAAUCCCAAGGUCGCGGCUGCGCCGCAGUUCUACGACCAGCAACGGGAGGGCUUGCCAUUCUGGAAAGCGGUGACUUGGAAACACCAGGGCCAGAUUUUCAGUGACCCGCCCCCGUUCAAGAAGCGACCCCGCUCUGCUGCACAGCGGCGCGCCGCUGGGCGUCGCGCCGCUGGGCGUUUGUUUGAGAUGUUCACUUCCAGGGGUCAGUGCCUGAAGGGUGCAGCAUGCAACUUCGCCCACGGAAAGGAAGAGCUUCAGUCAAUGCCAGUUGAAGCAAGAACUCCGGUGGGGCGACGCAAGGCUUGGAAGGCUGGCAUGGAAGCUGCUAUGAAGAUCAAGGUGCAAAGUCCAAGUGAUGCCAUCUCCCAGAUGCAGUUGCUUCAGAUGAAGAUGAACCAGCUGGAGUCCUUGAGCAUGCACUUGGCAGUCCUACAUCCCCCUCCUGGUUUGGAGGUCCCGCCCAUGGCUAGAUCCGUGGAUGGGUGUACGGUGUCCGCGGAUGGCGAUGUCAGGAGUGUGGCAUCGUCAUUUUCCAGCAGUUCCCCUGUAGAUGAGCCAGGAAGCGAAGGGGUCAGCCCACUUUCCCAGAGAAGUUAUGUAUUUUGGCUUUAA
Cladocopium goreaui is the source of this 1116-nucleotide messenger RNA. The record is from the annotation of a GenBank genome assembly. NCBI's taxonomy places the organism in Eukaryota, Dinophyceae, Suessiales, Symbiodiniaceae.